GCUGGCUUCGUCCGUGUGGACCGGGACUACGUCACACAGGCAGCAGAGCUGGCACGAGCAGGGGGCUGCACACACUUUGUCCUGCAGUCUUCGCAGGGGGCAAACCCGCACAGCCGCUUCCUCUACCUCCGUGUGAAGCCGAGGAAACUCACAGCCUGCCAAGAUGUGCAAAGGAUUAGCAGCGCUGCCCCACACUUGUCUGGAGAGGGCCAAGGAGAUCAAGACCAAGCUGGGCACACUGCUCCAGAAGCCUGACUCGGCCAUUGAUUUCAUCAUCCCCUACCCAGAGAAGCCGGAGAAGCCACCCAAGGUCCAGAAGCCGUCACCAGAAGAGGCUCUGCAGUGGCGUGAUUCCCUGGAGAAACUCCUGCAAAACCCCUAUGGGCUCACCAGCUUCCGCAGCUUCCUGCGCUCUGAGUUCAGUGAGGAGAACGUCGAGUUUUGGGUGGCUUGUGAGGACUACAAGAAAAGCAAGUCCCCUGUGAAGAUGGCAGAGAAGGCCAAGAGGAUCUAUGAGGAGUUCAUCCAGACUGAGGCACCCAAAGAGGUGAACAUUGACCACUUCACCAAGGCCGUGACCAUGAAGAACCUGGUGGACCCAUCACCAAGCAGCUUUGACAUGGCCCAGAAGAGGAUCUUUGCCCUGAUGGAGAAAGACUCCCUGCCCAGAUUUGUGCGGUCAGAGUUUUAUCAGGAGUUAAUCAAGUAGCAAUGCAGCAGGGCUGUGCGAGGCAUUCCCCGCGGGUGGUCCCACUGCUUCUAUCUCAACACCUGCCCCUUCUUCUACAGCUGCUUUGCUUUCUUGAUACCACCCUAAAACAGCACCUGGGGCUGUUGCUAAACAUCUCCCCAUGUGUGUUGGACUGCCAGAUGUCCUCAUGUCUCCUCUUUUACAGUCUCUUUCCUCUCCCACAAAAGACCAAUUAGCAGAAAUCCCUGGUGAUCCUCCCUGGGUUUGGGACCCUGAAGCGCAGUGGAGCAGCCCCAGCCUCGCAGCAACUGGGAGCCACUCGGGCAGCCAGCACACCCCUGGUAUUGUGGGGCUCAGCUUUAGUCAGAAGUGCCAGCUCUGCCUUGUUAGGACUCAUUAGGACAUGACAAUUUUUCUCCCACUUUUGCCUGUAUCACUGGUUUCCCCAAGGCUCUCUCCCUUCUCCCAGCUUCCCAGGGCAUUGCUGAGGGUACCCAGCAUGUGCUUCCCUCCCCAACAAGCCCAGUGUGCCUGCAGCCCUGGGGUGCAGGGGGGACUUGGCACCACAGUUGGCAUCACCUUGUUUUCAGAAAGCAGCGGUUCAGCAGGUACAGUGAUGGCUGUACAGCAGUGAUGGCUGUAUGGCAGGGACAGGGGUUUUGGCAGGGACUGGGCUACAGCAGGGAUGGUGGUAUGGCAGAUUCAGGAAUGGCACUGCAGGUGCACCUGGCUGGCAGGAGGGGGGGGAAGACCAAGCCUGUGGCAUCGCUUUCCCUGUGACUCACCUGGAGUCAGCUGUCAGCCUGUUCACUUCACACUAAAAACUGUAAAGAGGAUAAAACAGGAUCUGUUUGUUCAAAACACCAGGACUGUUUAGCAACCCAGACAUCCCGCUUGCUCCAACACUUCCAUGACGUACUGAGCUCACAGUCCGUGCCCGCGUCCCCAGUGCCUACGCGCAGCCCUAAGCAGUGCCGGUGGCUGGUAGUGUGCUUGGAUUGCAGCUUCAGGGAUGUUGCUGCAGCCAUUUCUUACUCUAGCUGCUUCUCUCUGCAAUAGGCAUGCCAAAGCGAUACUUCUGCACAAACCCAGUCGAGGGCAUUGAUUAGAGGAGGAAGGAAAAUCACAGUGGGGGGAAACAAGCUGCAAUUGCAACUGUUCAGAUCCAAUUAAAGAAACAAAACAAAAAACCACACACACAUACACACACAUAACCUCAAAACAAACAAACAAAAAAACACCAACCAAACAAAAAAAGCCCCAAACCAACAAACCAACAACAACAAAAAAACCCAAACUAAUUGAAAAUAGGAAAAAUAACCCACCUGGCUUCUUGAACAGAUGGCAAACUCUGCUGAGUUUGUGUGGCCUGCAUCUCUCUCUCCUGUCCCCUUCCCUCUGCCCAGGACAUGUGUUUCCAUAAGGCUGUCUCUUAAAAUCAUCAGCUCUUUUUGAAUGAUUCAAAGCCAGCUCACUGCUACCAGAAGAAAUAACAUCUGAGGUUGGGGCAAGGACAUACAUGAAAGGCAGCUGGGGUCUCAUUUCAGCCUCAAGGCAAAUGCAAUGAACCCCUGCCCCACGGGCCCUGGAUGUUUCAUCCCUGCAAUGGAUUGCUGCCACAGCAUCCGCAGGGCCAUGGCUUGCAAUAAGCCACUUCAGCUGGCCACAUGACAGAUGAGGGCAAAAUAAGAAGCAACCGUGCACCCAGCAGGCAUCCUGGACCAGUCACCCCGCCAGGCUGCUCAACCUCAACUGCAAGUCAUGAGACUUCAUGUGAAAUGCAAUAACAUAAACAAUGGGUUUGCCAGCCUCUUAAAGACUUUCAAAAUCUGAUCAAAUCCCCACCAGCCCCAAAUAUUUAUACAUUGUCACUAUGGCAAUGAAGAAAAAUACAUCCCAAGCUGCAGGAAGUGGGCUGUGUUUUCUAGUCAGGGAUGAGGAUGCAGGGGAAGGAUGGAGGCCACCACAAACGUGACUUUUUUUCUAACUCUGGAGCAAGUGGCCUGGGAAACUUUGUGCUGUAGCGGCACGGGGUGAUGCUUGUAGGGUAUUCCCCUGGGGCAAGCACGGGGCGGGGGGGGUGGCUUGGGCGGCCCCAAAGAGCUGCAAGGAAGCCCAUGAGCAGCAGGACAGUCUCAACAGGGUGCAGGAUCCCCCAGCAGCACAAGGGGGAGCAGGAGCAAGGCUGGGCUGGAAAGGGUUGCUUGGCCAGCCCUUCUGCAGAGGAUGCUCCCACGACCUCUGCCCACGCACCCUCCUAUCAUCUCCAUGGACCGGUGUCAACACGAGCAGGUUCAGCAUGUUCAAGCUCCCUGUUUACAGUGUGACUCAUAGAAAUGCAAAGCCAAACAGGCUUCCGUGCAGAAAGACCUAGAUCUUUCAUUUUUACUUAAUCCUUUGGCAGCUAUUUCCAGAUACCCUCACAUGUUUCACAAUUAAAUGCCAACACUGACGCUGUAGAGGUCGGGAUGCUGCUGGAGGUGGACUUGCCACAUGCCAUGCAAACCUGAGAUAUCACUGGCUUCAACAGCCAGCUUGUGGGGCAGGGAGAAGGUGUCUACAUAUGUAUGUGCUGAAAAGAAAGGUGGAGGCUGGAUUCAGGAGAGACAAAACAGCUCUAUUGGAAAUCCCUCCCCAGCUCAAUUUUUGCUAAAAUCCUGGAAGCCUACUUAGGGGGUGAUUGAACAGGUGCCAGUGAGCUAUCAGGUGGCCAUCAAAUGUGGUCCCUGAAGUGUUUUCGAGUUGUGUUUGUGCAGAAGGGUCAUUUGGCUAAUUACUUGGGCAGGCUUGACCCAGAAAGGCAGCAAUGCCUGUACGCACCCCAUGGCUGAGCUUUCCACAAGCCCUGGGGUAUUUACAGUUGGGCUGAUACCCACCAUCAUAUUUCUGGUAGGAAAUACUUCAUGUAUUGUACCACUCUUGCUCUCAUGAAAUUUGGUGUAUGUAUGAGCACUAUACACAGAACACAUAGUACAUCUGUAACCCUAUAGUCAUAUACAAGUAUACACGCCCAUAUAUACAUACUCCUAACGUGGGCAUCUGGAUCCUCAGUAAGAGUCAAAAAGCAAGAGUUUCUGGAUGUUGUGCCUGGGGUCCAUCACAGAGAUGAGUGUGUGGGGGUUUUAGUGCAGUCCCAAAUGCUGUUAAUGGAAACCUCGGCCAUCCACUUGAGUGAAGGUGCAUCUUCCCAAACACCCUCCAAAAUCACCCUGUGCCCACGGUUGCUGGGUUCCAGCAGCCCCGGUGCAGGAGGUAGGUCUCAUGGUCUCCAAGGGGCCCCAACCCCUGCCGUGGGGCAAGGCAACCCCAUGCUGCAGUCGGGGUCCUGGGGCACCAGACGCUGCCUCCGUGCCUCCCCGGUGCCUGCUCCCCACCGUGGGACAUGCGGAGGAGGGCUCCCUGCACCUGCGUCCCUCAGAUUAACACCAGGGGAUCGUUUGCUGGGUGUUUUCUGGUUACUCCAAGUGACCCAGACCCUCACACCUCACUGGCCAUGGUGCAAAUCACCCAGCUCUCCUUCUACAUGCCCAAACAGGGCUCUGUGGUGCUGCCCAGUUCCAGCAUUGGGGACUGCCAAAACCUGUGAGGCAGCGGCAGGGGCUGCCCACUGCCCACAGGGGCUGAGGGUGUCCCAGGGCUUGCCCAGGGUCCCUGCAGUCCUUGGUCAUUACCUGGAGGGUGCUGAGUGCUGUGGCCAAGAGCUGGAGCAGGUCAGGAGUGGGGAUCAGCUUCUUGCACCUGCAAGAAAUGGGUUUUCAGGCUGAUGUUCCCUGUGUGAUUUCCACAAGAGAUCUUCAUGCAGGGAAGACACAGGGCACUGGUGUGCAACUGAGGAACUGGUUGUGUUAACUCAUAUUCUUGUACCACUCAAUAAUCCACACAUAAAUGUGUAUUUCUGCUACUA
Molecule: messenger RNA, 4595 nt
Organism: Columba livia (rock pigeon)
Lineage: Eukaryota; Metazoa; Chordata; Aves; Columbiformes; Columbidae
Gene: RGS5
Product: regulator of G protein signaling 5
Exons: 6
Coding region: 164-709 (181 amino acids)
Source: RefSeq, a predicted model, not a curated record